GCUCGUGGAGAAGCAGGGUGGGGACGAGGGGGUGGGGGCCCAGAGGGUAGGUCCCCUCCUGUGCCAGCUCCCCCCACCCCCACCCACCUACCCCAAGCCGGCUUUUUUCCUGUUAUUUGUGCUCUGGGAAAGCACGGCUAGGUUCCUGGAAGAGACGCCUAUUACCUUGGCUCUUGAGAAAAAGCGGCAGCCCUGGGACCUGGGACCUGGGCCUGCGCCUGCCCAGCCCGGCCUUGGGGCCUCAGAGCGUCUGGGCCACACUGUCCGGGAAGAGGCCCGGCCCUCGGUCAGCAGCCGGGAGAGUCACUGAGGGAUGAGGACGCCACAGGCCGGUGGAACGCACUUUCUGCUCUCGUGGCCCCGAGCGCGCGGCGCCCCGGAGCCGGGCACAGCCUGACGCCCUGACGUCUCCCCUCGCGCACGGGGCUCUGCGAGUGACCCGACCGGCCAGCUCCCUGCUGCAUGGAACGGCUGCAGAAGCAACCACUUACCUCCCCUGGGAGCGUCAGCUCCUCCCGAGGCUCCAGUGUUCCUGGCUCUCCCUCCAGCAUCGUGGCCAAGAUGGACAAUCAGGUGCUGGGCUACAAGGACUUGGCUGCCAUCCCCAAGGACAAGGCCAUCCUGGACAUCGAGCGGCCUGACCUCAUGAUCUACGAGCCCCACUUUACCUAUUCUCUCCUGGAACACGUGGAGCUGCCCAGAAGCCGGGAGCGCUCACUGUCACCCAAAUCCACAUCCCCCCCACCAUCCCCAGAGGUGUGGGCAGAGAGCCGGUCCCCUGGAACCAUCUCUCAGGCUUCAGCCCCAAGAACCACUGGGACCCCCCGGACCAGCCUACCCCAUUUCCACCAUCCUGAGACCACCCGCCCAGAUUCCAAUAUCUACAAGAAGCCACCUAUCUACAAGCAGAGAGAGUCCACGGGAGGCAGCCCACAGAGCAAGCACCUCAUCGAAGACCUCAUCAUCGAGUCCUCCAAGUUCCCUGCAGCCCAGCCACCUGACCCCAACCAGCCAGCCAAGAUUGAAACCGACUAUUGGCCAUGCCCCCCGUCGCUGGCGGUCGUGGAGACAGAAUGGAGGAAGCGGAAGGCAUCUCGGAGGGGGGCGGAGGAAGAGGAAGAGGAGGAAGACGAUGACUCCGGGGAGGAGAUGAAGGCUCUCAGGGAGCGUCAGCGAGAGGAACUCAGUAAGGUUACUUCCAACUUGGGAAAGAUGAUCUUGAAAGAAGAGAUGGAAAAGUCAUUGCCUAUCCGGAGGAAAACCCGCUCUCUGCCUGACCGGACACCCUUUCAUACCUCCUUGCAUGCAGGAACGUCGAAGUCGUCUUCUCUCCCCGCCUAUGGCAGGACCAUGCUGAGCCGGCUACAGUCCACAGACUUCAGCCCCUCUGGGAGUGAGACUGGAAGCCCAGGCCUGCAGAACGGAGAGGGCCAGAGGGGGAGGAUGGACCGGGGGAACUCCCUGCCCUGUGUGCUGGAGCAGAAGAUCUAUCCCUACGAGAUGCUGGUGGUGACCAAUAAGGGGAGAACCAAGCUGCCUCCAGGUGUGGAUAGGAUGAGGCUUGAGAGACACCUGUCAGCCGAGGACUUCUCAAGGGUAUUCUCCAUGUCUCCUGAAGAGUUUAGCAAGCUGGCCCUGUGGAAGCGGAAUGAACUCAAGAAAAAGGCUUCUCUCUUCUGACCACCCUUCCCGCUCCAUGACUGACGCUCUCCCCUGCUGCUUCAGGGCUCUGGAGCUGGGGCCACUAGACCCCAAAGCAUCAUCUCUUAGGGGAGCAGGGCAGGGGGACGGAGGUAGAGUUGGCUCCAUUCCCCAGGCAAGGGGGAGCCAAGACCUCUGCAGUGCUGGGGUUGUGGGACGUGAACUUGCUUCCCCACAAGGAGCCAGGGGCCCCCUUCCCUCCUCCCUGGUCCUCACCGCACAGGGCAGUCCGGAGCCCAGCACACACAGAGAUAAUGUUUGCACUGUCUCCCCCCCCCCCCCCCGCCACAGGAAGGUCCCCACAAGAGAGUGAGGAGAAAGGAAGGCAGCACUUAGUGGUCAGGCAUGUGGCAAACUUGACCGAUGGGUGGGUAGAACCCUCGGGCCUGCUAGGAGGGAGGGUGAGAGUGGGAAGCAGCCAGCCAGGCAGGGAGAGCCCCAGGACUCCAUGUGCACCCAAGCACGCCUCCUCACCUCACCUUGGACGGCUUCCCCUG
Ailuropoda melanoleuca (giant panda) is the source of this 2198-nucleotide messenger RNA. It is a transcript of the gene DMTN, whose product is annotated as dematin actin binding protein. Bases 463 to 1680 code for a protein of 405 amino acids. Lineage: Eukaryota; Metazoa; Chordata; Mammalia; Carnivora; Ursidae. The record is from RefSeq and is a predicted model, not a curated record. Gene Ontology annotation, molecular function: actin filament binding. The transcript is spliced from 16 exons. Gene Ontology annotation, biological process: cytoskeleton organization; actin filament bundle assembly; lamellipodium assembly. Gene Ontology annotation, cellular component: actin cytoskeleton; plasma membrane.